Messenger RNA from Heterocephalus glaber (naked mole-rat), 1517 nucleotides. NCBI's taxonomy places the organism in Eukaryota, Metazoa, Chordata, Mammalia, Rodentia, Bathyergidae. The record is from RefSeq and is a predicted model, not a curated record.
AUUUGGGGCUGGAGAUGUAGCUCAGUGGUAGAGCAGAUGCUUAACAUGUAUGAGGCCCUACAUUCAAUUGCUAACCAAAAGAGGGAAGGGAGAGAGAGAAAAGAAGAAAAAAAUGCAUGUGAUUGCCAAAGAGAUGAAAGGAGAUGGGAAGAAAUAUAAGGAGCUACAAAAAAGUAUAAAGAGGGUUUCUUUAUCUGUUAUAGUUUACUCCUUUUAUUUACAAAAGCAAGAACAUCUGAAACAAGUGAACAGAUAUUAACAUUUAUUAGUUCUGGAGCAUAAAUGAGUCCAUAUGUUUUCCCAUAUUUUCAUUUAUUCCAAGUUAAAAAUGCUGAGGAGAUGGGGAAUAUAGCUCAAUAGAGAGCACUUGGUAGACGUGACCAGAGGCCGAAGAUGGGAUCUGACAAGAUGGCUGGGCUCAUCAAGGAAACUCAGCGUUUGCUAGCAAAACCAGUUCCUGGCAUUAAAGCGGAACCAGAUGAGAGCAACACCCGUUAUUUUCAUGUGGUCAUUGCUGGCCCCCAGGAUUCCCCCUUUGAGGGAGGGACUUUUAAACUUGAACUAUUUCUUCCAGAAGAAUACCCAAUGGCAGCACCUAAAGUAUGUUUCAUGACCAAAAUUUACCAUCCUAAUGUAGACAAGUUGGGAAGAAUAUGUUUAGAUAUUUUGAAAGAUAAAUGGUCCCCAGCACUGCAGAUCUGCACAGUUCUGCUCUUGUUAAGUGCUCCUAAUCCAGACGACCCAUUAGCAAACGAUGUAGCAGAGCAGUGGAAGAUCAAUGAAGCCCAAGCCAUAGAAACAGCUAGAGCAUGGACUAAGCUGUAUGCCAUAAAUAAUAUUUAAGUCAAUCUGAUCAUCAAGUUUGUGUUACUUCUGUUCUGCCAAGACUUCUUCCUUUUUUGUUUACAUUUAAUGGACACGGUCUUAGAAACAUUACAGAAUAAAAGCCCAGACAUUUUCAGUCAUUUGGUGAUUUAAUGCACAUUAGAAAAUCUAUGUCUUGUCCUGAUUCACUGUUGUAAAGCAUGAGCAGAGGUUAAAAGUAUCAUCAGGAUUGUUGUGAAACGUUUAAAAGCAGUGGCCCUCUGGUUUUAUUAAUUUCCCUCAUCAUGGUUUAAGUAUAAAGCACUGUGAAUGUCAGGGUUAGCUGCAGGGGUAUGGGUAUUCUUUAUUUUAUUUUUUGAGGGGAAAAACUUUCAAAAUUUUAUGGGCUCCUUUUCCCCCCUUUUAUGGUGAUCUAAUUGCAUUGGUUAAAAAGCAGCUAACCAAUUCUCUAAAAUACGCUCUCUAGCCAAGUCUAACUUUAUUUAGACAAUAUAGAUGGACAAACUGAUUGUUUGAACCAAAAUGGGAACAUUAACAAACAUCACAGCCCUCACUAAUAACAUUGUGACUUUGUUGUCAAGUGUAGAUUCCCCCCUUCAAAAAAAGCUUGUGACCAUUUUGUAUGGCUUGUCUGGAAACUUCUGUAAAUCUUAUGUUUUAGUAAAAUAUUUUUUGUUAUUCUAAAAAAAAAA